This is a messenger RNA of Engraulis encrasicolus (European anchovy), 2830 nucleotides long. RefSeq names its product WBP2 N-terminal like (gene wbp2nl). Gene Ontology annotation, molecular function: chromatin DNA binding; transcription coactivator activity. Gene Ontology annotation, cellular component: nucleus. Gene Ontology annotation, biological process: positive regulation of DNA-templated transcription. NCBI's taxonomy places the organism in Eukaryota, Metazoa, Chordata, Actinopteri, Clupeiformes, Engraulidae. Bases 125 to 940 code for a protein of 271 amino acids. The record is from RefSeq and is a predicted model, not a curated record. The transcript has 8 exons.
UGAUUACACAGCUGUGACGUAACGGGAUUAGGCAGGCGAAUGUAGGGCGUUCAGAUUAUUUGACAGACAGUGAAGUGAACAUACCGACGGCAAGGCAUUAUCUGGCAAAUAGAGGGUUUUAAUCAUGUCCCUGAAUCGAAAUCAUGCUCAAAACGGAGGCGUGUUGAUUAGUAACGGCGAAAGUGUCCUGAGGGAGUGCAAAAAUGUGGAACUUUCCUUCAGUGAUGUCACCACCAAGACGGAUUUACUGAGGGGAACCAAGAAAGGUUCAGUCUACCUCACGCCAUACAGGAUGCUGUUUGUUUCCAACAGCACCAAGGACGUUCUUGGCUCAGUCAUGUUCCCCUAUUACCUGAUGAAGGGCUGCAGUAUUGAACAGCCGGUGUUCGCCGCAAAUUACAUCAAGGGAACACUUCACGCAGAACCUGGAGGUGGCUGGGAGGGCAAGGCAGACUUCAAGAUGUCUUUCCCCAGUGGUGGAGCCAUUGAGUUGGGUCAGCACCUCUUCAAACUGGCUACGAAUGCAUCCCGUGCCCCUCCUGCCCAAAAUGGCGGGGCCUCAUUUGGCUACCCUUCACCUGGAGGCAUGAAUGGCUACGGGCCCCCACCCAUGCCCAUGGGCUACCCUUAUGCACCCCCGCCCCAGCAGAAUGGCUUCCACCCCGGCGCCGCUCCACCCCCUGCCAACAUGGGCUACCCAUAUCCCGCAGCUGGAAUGUACCCAUCUGCCCCGGCAUACAUGGCACCCCCUCCACCUUAUCCUGGCCCGCCCCACAACUGGGCCCCCUCCGCCCCCCCUGCAGGUAACGCAAAGGCUGCAGAGGCUGCAGGAAGUGCAUAUUACAACCCAAACAACCCCCAUAAUGUCUACAUGCCUAUGGAGCAGCCUCCUCCAUACGCUCCUUACCCCGGUGGCUACCCUGAGAAGAAGAACAACUGAGACGUAACCAUACAACCACCACUUGCAGUGCUUUCAGUUGCAAUACAUUCAUUUUGAUUGAACUACACAUUAUUGUUAUUACUAUUUUCAUAAUACUGAGCCACAUACUGUGAGCUUCACUUGUGACCAACCAUGCUGACUAGGAAAAAAAAGGUAAAGGCUAGUUGAGAAGAGAUGAGCCAUCAUAUUUGCAGUGUCUGGACUGGGUUACAUUCAAUAACUUCUUGACUCUCACUUUUCCUAUUUUUCUCUGCUCCUUUUGAAAUGGUGUUACCUUUUUUAUAUAAACAUGUUAUAACUCCGAUAGGUAACCAAGUUGUGCAUUCAGUAGCUGACUGAACUUGUUGUCUUUUUCUCAAAUUGGAAUAUUGGAUAUUUUGAGAGGAGAACAACAACUUGACUUUUGCAACCUCAUAUGUUGGGAACCUUACAGUAGAGAACAGCGAUAGGAUUGUACAGGCAAGAAAGUAUUUUGUGUAUUGACCAUUUGUGUGAGAGCCAAUGAUGUCAUAUGGAGUUUAUUUCUCAUAUGACCUAUUUGCAUAAUUAUUUUCUGAACAAUGUUUAAUGAAGAGUUUUUAAACAUCCAGAUUUAAAAAAAAAUAAUGUCACUUUUACCAGAGAUUGCAUAGAGGUGGUUUUUUACAUGGUUUAAGUGGCUGAGGUGGACGAAUCCCCCCAACGUGUGCUAUGGGGUUUAGGGAUAUAAUCAAAGUCUUAUUUCUGUAUGCCAGGGAUCGCUCAAUUGGCAUGGUAAUGCACGUCAGCCUUUUAUGUUUUUUUUUUUUUUCAUUUGCUUUGUAUUAUAUUUUUGUUGCCUUGGUGAUCCGCCUUUUUCGCAAUGACGCCAGGCUUGCUCUGUUUUUGAAGCAAAGCAGAUAUUAACAACUGCCGGUUUCAGGCAAAGAUCGGGACCAUAGAAAACCAUGGCAACUUAGGGCUCACUCUUUUGAAACUCUGAUGUCGGAAACUCCAACCUCCGCCUCGGGAAAGUGCAAUAGAACGGAUACUCAGAUCAGGGUUCCGAAACAACACAAACUCGGAGCAGUUCGGCGUACUCAGAGCUAAUUAAAUAUUAGUGUUUGCAGACAUUUGUAUUGUCCCCAACUGUUGCAAUAGAAUACAUUUACAACAGAGGUCGAGAGAAUAAACUCCGGUCUACCGACAACCAAGUUUCAAAAGAAGAGCCAUUGUACUUGCUUCAGAUGCAUUGAAGCGAAGGCGUCUGACGUCUUGAGAAAAAGGCCCAUCGUGUGAGCUAGAUAUGACCGCAAGAUUGAGGUGGUUGUGAUUUGAGAGUAGUGAGGUGGCAUUACAGGGCACUCCCCACUCUUCCGCUGAGUAAAUCAUGGUGAUUUGACCAUAUCAGGUUUGUCCCCCUGACCUCUGCCUCAUGUUCAAGCCAUAGCCACAACCUCCAGCCUCCUUAGAAAUUCCAGCCUCACUCUUUGUGUAAUUACAAGAGUCGAGUUUCACACUCACACAUGCAUACAAUCGCACAGAGCACACACACACACACACACACACACACUGAACAUACCGCAGUGCACACCCCCUACAUGCAUGCAUCUUUCUAGAUUGUGGUUGUGUCUCGUUUCAAGGCAGCCUCCCUCGUGAACUGCAGGUGUUGAUGCAUAAUUGAACCAGAGCAGUGGCCGACUUGGCAGAUUAAAAGCCCCCUGGCCAUCUUACAGGGAGAUUAGAAUCAUCUCAUCAGUGUGACAGGACUUGGGAAAUGUAUUAUGUUUGGAAAGAUGAAGUGUAUUUAUCAUACGCUGUUUGACUAGAUUUUGUGUGUUUGUAAAUUCUUUAUUCUUUUAUUUUUAAAAUCUAAAACUGAUCAAUAUUUCUACAAUUAAAUAAUAACUAAUAAAUGUAUAUUGAAAGUCA